GUUGGACUUAAAGUCUCCACCUCAAACCCUUUAACGUCCACAAACCGGAUCAUUGUGUGUGUUGUGUAUAAUCUCUUCACACAGAGCUCUGGACAUGGCGGAGGUUUUGUGGACUUUGAUGUUCUUAAUGUUCUCCUCGCACUUAGUAGACUCAUAUCCAGGCAGUAAAUGUGGCUCUCCGACACUGUAUUCGGGUAAAUUGCUGGAAGAGAAUUAUUCACGGAGGCGUGUGUUUGAUUCCGGAGACAGAGUGCAGUAUAAAUGUGAGUUCGGCUACACGCACGACAGAGGGUCACGUUUCUCCGUCUGUAACAACGGCGUGUGGAGUCUUCUGGAGCUCAGGUGUAAAAAGAAAAGCUGCGGUUCUGCCGGUGAGAUACUGAACGGAAAAUUCAGACAGACCGGGAACGUUUUCGGAGACAUAGCUGAAGCGGAGUGCGAUCCGGGCUAUGUUCUAAAAGGAGAGCCCAUUAGGGAAUGCCGGGGUAACGGAUGGACUGGAACGAUUCCUACAUGUGUUGCUGAUUUCACUUCAGCCGUAGAAUGUUCAGUACCCAUGAGAAGUAAAAAUGCUGUGUAUCAAGCUACAAAGGCCAAAUAUCAACCUGGAGAGACCUUAGUCUACUCCUGCCAUGUUGGAUUCCGUUCGACUGGCGAUAGCAACGUUCUGCACUGUGACAGAAGCGGAAAGUGGAACCCCAGUCAUGCAAACUGUCAAAAGAUCAAAUGUGAGAGAUUUACCAUACCCAAUGGUAAAGUAAAGUUUGGUCAUCUAACCUUUAACGUAAAAGUAAACAUAAGCUGCAAGGACGGGUUCCAUCUCCAAGGGCCGAGCGUCGUCACCUGUGGAGCAGACGGCUCCUGGACUCCAGCUCUACCCACCUGUGAACAAGCGAUGCCCAAACAGCUCACAUGCCUGCCCCUAGCCGUGCCCAACAGCAUCAGACAUGACACAUACAAGAUGGAAUAUGCAGUCGGAGAACACGCUACCGUUUCCUGUCAGCUAGGCUUCGGGCUGAUCGGCUCGUCGCGGGUCACAUGCGGCGCGCACGGCCGAUGGCAGGAAAUUCCAGAAUGUCGAGUUCAUUCUGGGAGAUGCCAGCAUCCUCCGUUCCUCGCUAACGCACAUACUGUACACGUCGAGUCAAAUAUAUCUGUGCGCUUCAAAUGUAAUCCAGGCUACCGCAUGGUUCGAGGACCGAGCACCGUAUACUGCAGAAACGGCCGGUGGACCGACUUAAAGAUGAUAUGCGAAAGGAAAAAGUGUGGCUCGGCCGGAGAAGUACGGAACGGAUAUUAUCAAUACACAGGCUCUUUGUUCGGAGACACUGUUACAGCCAGGUGUAACAAAGGGUACCAACUGGUCGGUGCAGGUGUAAGAAACUGCACAGAAAACGGAUGGAACGGCAGAGAGCCAGUGUGUGAGGCGAUCCAGUGCCCUUAUCCUCAACAGGUGCCAGAUGCAGACUUAAUAUUUGACACAAGUGGAAUAAUACAACACGGCUACAUGGCGUCCUACAGAUGUCGCAUUGGCACGUUGAUCGGAGCCUCAGACAUUUACUGCACCGAAGAUGGCACAUGGAGUUCUCCGGCUCCUCGGUGUGAAGUUGCUACCUGCUCUGCCCCCAGUGUGUGGAAUGGGUUAAUAGUUUCUGGACUGAGACCUCGAUACCAAUCCGGGAGCUCGGUGACGUUCAUGUGCAACCCCGGGAAAAAAUUACUAGGCCCUGAUAUUGUCACGUGUGGGGCAGAUGGACUGUGGUUUCCCAGACUCCCUAUCUGUUCUGACAUCUUUCGUCGAGGGAUUUAAGAGAAGCUCAUCAGAGAAAUGUAACGCAUCAGCUUUCCUCUGUUUUCUGUGACACGCCACUUCGAAGCAUAUUGACGUCCCGUUAAAUCUAAUAUUUAAUACAAUCGUUUGAAUGUUAUAGUAAUAUAAUAAGCAGUUAAACUGUUGUCUUGCUUUCAUUUAUUACUGGUAUUUAAUAAUAAUAUACAGUAUUACUAAAUAUAUUCAGUUCUAUGUUCAUUCCUGAGAUUAAUUGUUUCUUAAAAAUAUUAUAUUUUCAUAGUUUGUCUUUUUUUGAAUUUAAAAAUGCCUAUUUUUAAAAAUUAAAACACACAGAUUUAAAAAAAAAAAAAUAAAUUUUUUUUUUUUUUUUUUUUUAUUCUGGGAUUUAUAUAGUAACCAGUUGGCAGAUUUUUUUCCUACACAUAAGUAACAUAAGCGUCUGAAUUCUGUCACUUUUUUCAUUUUAAUCCAAAUGACAUCGCUUUAACGUGUUACAUAAUAAGUUUUAUUUGUGUCUUAUUCUCUUUUUUUAAUUAAAAAGAUCCUGAUAUUUUUUUAACUAUAACAUUCAAUAAAUUUCUUUAACUCCCCUUAAAA
Tachysurus vachellii is the source of this 2389-nucleotide messenger RNA. Its product is annotated as complement receptor type 1. The transcript is spliced from 13 exons. Lineage: Eukaryota; Metazoa; Chordata; Actinopteri; Siluriformes; Bagridae. The coding region runs from base 95 to 1810 and encodes 571 amino acids. The record is from RefSeq and is a predicted model, not a curated record.